Penicillium maclennaniae is the source of this 3873-nucleotide messenger RNA. RefSeq names its product putative cytosolic regulator Pianissimo. Gene Ontology annotation, biological process: TORC2 signaling. The record is from RefSeq and is a predicted model, not a curated record. Gene Ontology annotation, cellular component: TORC2 complex. Bases 1 to 3873 code for a protein of 1290 amino acids. The transcript is spliced from 5 exons. NCBI's taxonomy places the organism in Eukaryota, Fungi, Ascomycota, Eurotiomycetes, Eurotiales, Aspergillaceae.
AUGGCUUCCGGACACAACUCAGCGUUUUCCGCGUCCACCCAACACCGCGUUUUGGGUGAUGGACGCUCUUCAUUCAGCCAGGACGGUGGCUCGAUAGACGGGAGCUGGAACGAUACAGUCCCCAGAUCAGGGCGUAAUGGACGAUCCGGAUCUGGAGGGAGCGCAACCACGGGUGGACGAGGAGCGUCGCUGGCCCCGUCACUUGGCGGGCCAGGUAGCUUCAGUGCGGAGCUCAAGAGCAUGAAUUCACGGAACAUCACACCCCGCCCCGACGGUACCUACAUGAGACGAGCGAGCCGAUCCAUUGGUGAAGAAGACCUCAAUACGACCGAAGAACGACAAGCGUUGAUUCGAGACAAAAUUGCGAAGGAGAUGAAGAUCAAGACUGGAACAGAAAACAUGUUGGAGGCACUGCUGGCAAAGCCUCCAAAGCAGACGAAAGAACAACGUAUUCGAGUGGAAUUGGAAUUGAGUACUUCCAAUCGCAAGCUAGUUCAGCUGCAAAAUGAGCUGGAAGAGGAGCUGCUUCGUGCGCAGGCGCCAUCUACAACACCCCCUCGCAGUCGAAUUUCAAGUCUGUUCCGAAGCAGUCCUAUGCGUUCACCCUCGCGUAACAACAAAUUUCCAGAUCCCGUCGAUGAGGAACAACAGGAACAUCAGGAGGAGGGAGACGUGGAGUCGCCGACAUAUGUUCUCACCGAAACACUCCAGGCCUUGGAGAUCGAGGGCAUGUCCCCCGAUUUCUACGUCGAGCACGCCAACAAUUUAGUUGAACUUUUCAAACGGCAUCCUACUCUAAAAUAUGAUCUUGCAUGGCCCGUGUUUGGUCUGCGCGUCCAAGUGAUGCUUCUCAGCGAUAGCAAAGAAGUGGUGGCUGCUGGUUAUCGGCUCACACGUUACGCUAUAGCCGAUCGAAAAUCCCUCCAAACAAUUCGAGCAUUACAUACUGAUGAGCUCGUCAUCCUGUCUCUUGUCAAGGAGAGCAAAGCCAGCAUUGAAAGGGAGCAAGCUCUCAAGUUCGUGAGAGCUUUCCUCGAUGUCAAGGACGGCGUCAAGGAGAUAUCUCGUGCUAUUGUGCGUACGAUCGUCUCUAUCGCCGAACAUCAUGAGGACCGUCUACGAAACAUUUCUAUUAUGACCCUUGCGGAGAUGCUCGUUAAAGAUCCUGAGCUCGUUGCUUCAGCAGGCGGAUUUUCUGCGUUGCAUGACGCUCUAUCCGAAGGCACGUUUGGCGCUUCGGAGAGUCUGAUCUCGAGCUUCUUACAUGUUCUGGACACGCCACGUAGUCGGAAGUACUUGCAAGGGUGUGAAUUAGAAGCCGUUCUAGCUCCGUUUACCGACUCGUUGGCUGAUUCUCUUCGCCAUGGUCGGUUAAAGUCCGCAGCGCGGGCUGUCUCUGCAAUGCUCAAAACGUGGCCUGGCCUGGUAAUCCUGGCAAGAAACGGAGCGCAACCGCUCAAGUCGCUUCUUGAGUCACUCCACUACCCUGAUCCCCAAGCUCGAGAUCUCCUGAUGGAGCUAUUAUUCGAUGCUUUGCGGAUAAAACCUCCUUCUUGGUCAUCUUCAUUUCUUGCGGGUAGAAGACUCACGACGUAUGGGAGAGUCUCAAACCUGCGCGCCGACACAGAAUCGAAACAUGCCCGCGGGUUCUCCGAGGCCAGUAAUAACAGGGUUGAUCUCACAGCACACUUCUCGACUCUCAUUCUGGCAGCUUUGAUCACGGCUGGGCUCCCAAAGGCCCUGUCACAUCUCAUUGAAGAUGAGACUGAUCCUUCGCUUCGACGAAAAGCCACUCUUCUUUUGACCGAGGUACUCAAACUUGCCCAUCACUCACUGCCAUCAAGCGUCAGUGCCAAGCUUCAGGUCCUUCCGCAUCUUCUCCCUCCCGCAAUUCAAUAUGAUUUUGAAAAUCACGACGUCUCUACUUCGACCAUCUUCCAAAUUGAAAGCAUCAACCGAACGCUGGCACGCUCUGGAGCCCUCUCGAAUAGUCCAGGUCGCUAUAUGGAUGCCGAAAUUUCACUCUCUCUGCUGCCUGGUGAACAAGGCAAAGACAAGUUAAGCCCAUCGAUGGAUGAGCAAACAUUCCGCAACGCAAUUUUGGAGACUCAUGUGUUGAACACUGUCAACUUCCUCAAAUGGAAGUGGGACCUUAUUCAUCGUCUCGUCGAGGGUCCUCUCACAAACCCCAAACGCAUGGACGAGGCCAUCAAAGGUUCCAAGUUCAUGAAGCGUCUUAUUGGAUUCUACCGGCCCUUCAAGUAUCGAUUCUCGAUGAUCUCAGUUUCAAAGGCAAACCAGCGUUAUGUGCGAACUGGUUGUGCGUUAAUGCGGACCCUGGUUCAGACCCCCAAGGGUACCAAGUACCUGGCCGAGAACAAGUUCUUGCGUCAAGUAGCAGAGUGCCUGGCCCAACUUGACCGCAUGAGCGGACUGACAUCUACCUCACCGCUCUUCUCGCGUGAGCAAAUGGCCAACACGUUGAGUGGAGGAUAUUUCGCGAUGCUUGGAACACUGAGUGCUGAUGCGAACGGGCUUCUCAUGAUGGAGAGAUGGCAUAUGCUGAACAUGUUCUACCAUAUUAUUGAGCUUCAAGACCGGAACGAUCUUAUCCAAACGCUUCUUGGCAACAUGGACUACAGUCGCGAAAGUCACCUGCGAGUCAUGCUUUCCAAGGCGCUUACGAUUGGCUCCAAGGAGAUUCGAAUAUUUGCCACCAAGCUGCUACGAAAAUACGCCGUGGGGGACGUUUCCAGCAGCCCACAUGUUGCUCUUGCCAACGCGGAAUGGGUCGUAAAGCUCCUCGUCACUCAACUUUAUGACCCGGAUGUCACAGUUUGUCAGAUCGCCGUGAAGAUCCUCGAAGAGGCAUGUAACCAGCGUGAUUACCUGGAGUUUGUGGUCAAAUGUAGACCCUCCUUGGAUCACCUCGGAGAGAUCGGUGCACCGCUUCUCCUGCGUUUUCUGUCAACAUCCGUCGGCUACCAUUAUUUGGAUGGUCUUGACUAUAUUACACAGGAGAUGGACGAUUGGUUCCUCGGCCGGAAUGAUUCCUAUGUCGCCCUUGUCGAAGCAGCUCUGUCUAGAGCCUACGUUGAUCAGCCACGACGUAACAGCUUUGCACCCGAAGACUUAGUGGAUAUGCAGGACGGCUGUAAACUACUGGAGCAGUCCGGGCAUUUCAAUGAAUUUGCGUGGACCAUUCGGGACUUCCGGCUGGAGGAGGAAGACACCGAGGUGCUUCUUAAAGUCAAGGGAUGUCUCUGGGCUGUGGGCAAUGUUGGAUCCAUGGAGCUCGGUGCGCCCUUCCUGGAAGCAGAAAUUGUGCAGCGAAUCGUGGAGAUUGCGGAGAGUGCUGGUGUUCUCACCAUGCGAGGCACUGCUUUCUUCGUCCUGGGUUUGAUAUCUCGUAGCAUGCAUGGGCUAGAGGCGAUGCGGCAGCUGGGAUGGGACUCUGCUAUCGACUCCGAUGGAGACUCACUGGGUCUUUGUCUUCCAACUGACUUCCGCACUCUGUUCCUUAUCUUCUUCACUGGUUACAAUUCAGAGGCCAAACGGACACCACAGGACAGACUCAAGGAGGCUACCACUGACUCGGAUCAGACCAAUCAGAAGAUCUUGAAACUAAUUGUGGACAUGGGGAACACUGUACUAUCCAAGCGAUCAGCGGCAGACCUGCACAGCAUCAAAUCUAAGCAGCCAGAAAAAUUCCUCCAAGUACAUCUGUUCCGCAAGGCCCUCUGCAUUCUCGAGAGCCAUCAUUUCCGGCUGCCAGCGCGGCGCUUUGCCCUUGACCUUUUCGACAAGAGCGUCAUGCGGCGAAUCGUUCUCGAGGAUGACUCCGAUAGCUCGGACUCCGACUCCUCUUCUUAA